This is a messenger RNA of Rubroshorea leprosula, 660 nucleotides long. NCBI's taxonomy places the organism in Eukaryota, Viridiplantae, Streptophyta, Magnoliopsida, Malvales, Dipterocarpaceae. The record is from the annotation of a GenBank genome assembly.
CUCCCGAUUAGGGUUUUGAAUUGAAGCGGGCAAUCCCAAAGAAAUGGGGUCGAGAGGAGCGAGCGUGUUGUUGUCGAGGGCCAGCAGAAUCAAAACGAAGCUGCAAUCGACGCUGGAGGCUAGCAUCAUAGAGGUGGAGGACGUAUCACACCAACACGCCGGGCACGCCGCAGUCAAGGGUACCCAAGGGGAGACUCACUUCAACGUGAAAAUCGUAUCUCCCAAGUUCCAGGGGCAGAGCCUGGUGAAACGUCACCGGAUGGUGUACGACGCCCUGGCGGAAGAGCUUCAGUCCGGGUUGCACGCCCUAUCGAUCAUCGCAAAGACGCCAGAAGAAGCCGCCCCUAAAUGACCCGACCCGACCCGGUGACGAUGGUUUCUGAAAUUCUAAUCGUUUAAUUUGAUAAUGAAUUGGUAUAUUAUAGACAGCGAAUCUUGAUUAUAAUUCGCAGAUUAAGGAGUUAAUUUUGCUUAUUGAGUGUUCUUACCUUGUAGCACUUAGCACCAAUUAUACCAUAUCUUCAAUAAUUCACUUGGUACCAUUCCAAGAAAUGGAAAAUUUAAAAAGUUUUUCAAGUUUGAGUGUUGUCUUGCACUACCUCCAAACAUUUUAUCCAAUUACAUGAUAUCCAAUUACAUGAAUAAAAACAAUUUUUUUGA